This is a messenger RNA of Eutrema salsugineum, 1990 nucleotides long. RefSeq names its product aspartic proteinase-like protein 2. Gene Ontology annotation, molecular function: aspartic-type endopeptidase activity. Bases 155 to 1627 code for a protein of 490 amino acids. The record is from RefSeq and is a predicted model, not a curated record. The transcript is spliced from 10 exons. Lineage: Eukaryota; Viridiplantae; Streptophyta; Magnoliopsida; Brassicales; Brassicaceae. Gene Ontology annotation, biological process: proteolysis.
CUUCUUCUACCUCUUUGUCCUAAACAUCACUCCACCGCCAAAGCUGACACUUUUUCUUAUUUUUUUAUUUAAUUUGUUGUUCUUCACUUUCCUUUUUUUUCUUUCUCCAUUAAUAAGCUAGGAAUAUCCUAAUCCUCGGUAGUGUUGACGGAGGAUGGAUCUCAGCCGUAGACAUUGCUCUUUGUCGGCGAUUUUGCUAUCUGCGGCAGUCGUGACGUUGCUGAUUGAGCCGCAGUUAUCGGCGGCUGCGGCGGCGGAGAAUUUGGUGUUUGAGGUUCGAAGCAAGUUCGCCGGGAAAAGAGAAAAAGAUCUCGGAGCUCUCAAAGCUCACGACGCUCACCGUCACUCUAGACUCCUCUCCGCCAUCGAUCUUCCUCUCGGCGGCGAUAGCCAGCCUGAGUCUAUUGGUUUGUACUUCACUGAAAUCGGUCUCGGAACUCCAUCAAGAAACUUUCAUGUCCAAGUUGAUACAGGAAGUGAUAUCUUAUGGGUGAAUUGUGCCGGAUGUAUCAGAUGUCCAAGGAAAAGUGAUUUGGUAGAGCUGACACCUUAUGAUUCGGAUGCUUCGUCCACUGCAAAAUCUGUUUCGUGUGAUGACAACUUUUGCUCUUACGUUAACCAAAGAUCCGAGUGUCACUCAGGUUCCACUUGCCAGUAUGUUAUUCAAUACGGAGAUGGAAGCUCGACCAAUGGAUACUUGGUGAGAGAUGUUGUGCAUUUGGAUUUAGUUACUGGAAAUCGUCAAACCGGUUCCAUCAAUGGAAGUAUUAUCUUUGGGUGUGGGUCUAAACAGUCUGGUCAGCUCGGUGAAUCCAUAUCUGCAGUUGAUGGGAUAAUGGGAUUUGGACAAACGAAUUCAUCGUUUAUAUCUCAGCUAGCUUCACAAAGAAAAGUCAAAAGGUCUUUUGCACAUUGCUUGGAUAAUAACAAAGGAGGCGGUAUAUUCGCCAUUGGAGAAGUCGUGUCACCGAAGCUGAAGACUACUCCUAUGCUCUCUAAAUCAUCUCACUACAGUGUUAACCUCAAAUCAAUCGAAAUUGGCAAUUCAGUUUUAGAACUUUCGUCAGAUGCCUUUGAUUCGGGAGAUGACAAAGGAGUCAUUGUUGACAGUGGUACAACUUUGGUUUAUCUUCCCGAUGCUGUUUUUAAGCCGUUAAUGAAUGAGAUCCUGUCUUCGCAUCCAGAGCUUACCUUGCAUAGUGUUCAAGAAUCGUUUACGUGUUUCCAUUAUACCGACAAAUUAGAUCGGUUCCCACCUGUCACAUUUCAGUUCGACAAGUCUGCUUCCUUGACGGUGUCUCCUCGGGAUUAUCUAUUCCAAAUUCAAGGAGACACAUGGUGUUUUGGCUGGCAAAACGGUGGAUUGCAGACUAAAGAAGGUGGAGCAUUGACAAUUCUUGGAGAUAUGGCGCUUUCUAACAAGUUGGUUGUCUACGAUAUCGAAAACCAAGUUAUUGGAUGGACCAAUCACAACUGCUCGGGAGGAAUACAAGUAAAGGAUGAACAAAGUGGAGCAAUCUACACAGUUGGUGCUCACAACCUGUCAUGGUCUUCCUCUUUAGCUAUUACCAAACUUCUUACAAUUGUUUCUCUCUUAAUUCCUUUCCUCUGUAACAUUGCUUUAUAGCUUCAGAGAAAACCUUCUAUGGUAAAAAGUUGGUUCCUUUUGUUGUUAUUAUCAGUAAAGGAUCUGCUUCCCAUUUGUUAAAAUAUUGUCGUUUUUCAUGAUUGUGAAAGAGAGAGAGAGAUAUUGACACAAAUCUGCAGUUGUGGAAUUGGAGCUUUUUGAACAGACAAACCCUACAGACAGACAAAAUUAAGCCUGAGGGGGUUUCACGGAAUCACAGACACAAGCCAUUAUUACAUCAUGUGAUGUUUUUUCACUCUUCUUUACUGACAAAACAAAUAAAACAGCAUAAAACACCAACAAGAAAGAAAGACAUAAAUAAUAGACAAAACUGACAAAAAUUUAUGUUCCAAAACCAAUGAA